GCCUUGAUCAUGGUUCUCCCAUCUGUCAAGUUGGUGUGCAGCCCCUACGGGCUACAUAUUUUCAGUCUUACACCGGCCUUGAACCCGACAACAUCUAAAUUUAUUGUUUCUUGUUUUGGAUUUUCGUUGUAAACAACACUCUCGACCUCGUCAUGUGUUGCGGACCUUGCUGUGGAACCUGCUACUAUCCCUGCUGCAGUCCUUGCUUCAGUGGCCGCUGUUUCGCGCCGCGGUGCGGGUUUUACAGUGGACCGUGCGGACCUUGCUGCGGGGGUGGAUGCUGCAGCAGCUGCGGACCGUCUUGUUAACGUGCCCAACACCUGAACUCUGAACAAAAUGUCUUGGCCCGUCAAAAUAAAAGGCGUAUGACUUUCA
Molecule: messenger RNA, 375 nt
Organism: Drosophila eugracilis
Lineage: Eukaryota; Metazoa; Arthropoda; Insecta; Diptera; Drosophilidae
Product: male-specific sperm protein Mst84Dc
Exons: 2
Coding region: 153-308 (51 amino acids)
Source: RefSeq, a predicted model, not a curated record